UCUUUCCCCCUUUUUAAAACACUCAAAGGCAUUUGAGACAUACUGGCCUUGUAAUCAGACGCGCUAUGGACGUCCUCGCGUUUCUCUUCGCAGUUCGCAUACACUGGAUUCAACGUUUGACGCUUGUAAGUAGUGCUCUGCGAUAUCUUUUAUCUCCUAGUUCACAUACGUUUCAUUUUAUACGUCGAGGAUAAUAUCCGCUAGUUACGAUAAGGUUGCGUCGUCAUAAUGGUUCAGCGAGAACUCUAGUGUCUGCCGGUACCAUGGCUUCGGCUGUUGCUGAUGUGAACCAACUUGUUAUUCCGUGCAUAUUCCUAGAUCAGUGUCGCUGCUCAGCAGAGGAGGAAAAUCCGGCCAUCACGAGUAUUGUUUUGAAACAUGGGAAAACGUACGAGUCAAGUCAAUAUGCUGGAAUAUCUAAUAUUCCAACAAUCAUUCAAAGCACCCCAAUGUCUGAAGAUCAAAGGCACAUUAAAAAAGAUUCUGAAACAAUCAACAAAAAUGCUUCCAUAUCCAUGAAUAAAACACGUGGUCAAAGAACAAGGCGACCGAGGAAUGAAAAACAUUUACGAAAAACUGCCCAACCGGCUAAUAAAACGAAUCCAAUAGCAAUUCAGACUUUAGCAGAACCAGAUGUUUUAACUCAGUUCCAAUUCUUAGUAACGGGAUGUGAAACACGUAUUUCAGAGCUAAAAUCUGCCGUGGAUCGGUUAAAGAAAAAUCAGGAAAAUGGGAAAAACAAAGCAAGUAAGCAUCAAGAAAGUAUGCCACAUGUCAUUAUUCUCGAGUCCAAAAUCGACGAGUUGGAAAUGCAAAAGAAUGGUGCCCAGUUUGGCUUCCAGCGAGCUUCCAUGUGCGCCGAUUCAGAGAUCCGCAAGAAGCGCGAAAUAUUCCGGCUCACUACACCCCUUCCAGCUUUAUCGAAGAGGCAAGAUUUUGAGAAUGCCGUCAAUAAUAAUCAGUUUGUUGUUGUAAUGGGUCAAACGGGAUCAGGCAAGAGUACGCAAUUAACGCAAUAUUUGGCUGAUAUGCCUCAGUUCGAAAGACAGUUUGUAAUUUGCACUCAACCAAGAAAAAUUGCAGCUGUUACUUUGGCGCAAAGAGUUGCAUUUGAAUUUGCGGCAGGUAAAGAAUCAACAGAGUCGAAGAAAUGGGUCGGUUAUCAUGUGGGAGGUGAAAAUCGACUUCACUUGAAUAAUCGCAUCCAAUACAUGACGGAAACUGUCCUUCUAAAUCAACUCACUCAAGCAGAGGUAUCAAAAGAGGAUCCAUUUCAGAAUUGUGCUGCAGUUAUCGUAGACGAAGCUCACAGCCGGACGAUCACUACGGAUGUUUUACUUGGUGUCCUCAAGAGAAAAAUCCAUCUAUGGCCCCAUUUGAAAGUGAUCGUCACCUCCGCAACGAUUGACACAAAUUUGUUCUCGGAGUACUUAGGCGGCUGUCCCGUCAUUGAUAUCCCCGGCCGACUAUUUCCUGUAGAGGUCAUUUAUCGCCCUUUUGACCGUGAUAACGGCAAAGUCAUCGAAGCUGUGGUCAAACAGGCAAUCACGAUUUGCAACGAACAUCAGUCUGGGGAUAUUUUGUGUUUUUUAUCAGGACAAAAUGAAGUAGAAUGGGCAACGCAAAAGUUUUCAGCGUCCAUCAAACCCAGCGCUUCCAGGGCGAAAAAAAUUGUCGCUUACUCUUUGUACGGAAAGCAAACGCCCAAAGAACAACAAUUGGUGUUCCAAAAAACGCCAGAUGUGCAAAAGGUCAUCUUUUCCACCGACAUAGCCGAAACAUCGGUCACAAUCGAUGGCGUGAAAUUUAUUGUGGACAGUGGACUGACUAAGAAUCUAGUUUUUGAUAGCGCUCGGAAUAUCACGAGCCUCAAGGAAAUGAUGAUCUCAUCGGCCUCUGCUGAACAACGCAAAGGAAGGGCAGGUCGAACAGGACCAGGCAUCUGUUACCGGAUGUAUAGCGAAGACGAAUACAAUUCCCUGGCAAAGUAUGACAAAGCGGAAAUAUUCUUACGUCCUUUGAGCAUCACCGUCACCUUAUUGAAGGCGAUGCGGGUCGAUCCGAUUGAUUUCCAUUGGCUAGAAAAGCCUGACAGUGUCGCUCUAGAGGCGGCCACUGAAGAAUUAAGUUUGUUGGGAGCAUUGGAUCACCGACAAAAUCUUACUCCGCUUGGCCAUCUCAUCGGUGAUCUGCAGAUUGAUCCAGGGAUCGCUCAUAUGAUUUAUUACUCCUGUUCCAAAGGACUUGGAAAAGCGGCUACCAUUUUAGCUGGUCUCUUCUCUGUAACGAGCAUGGUGUUUUGGCGUGGCGGAGAUGAUGAAACUCGCCAAGCUUCAGAUGAAGCCAAGAAGAAGUACUUCAGUGAUAGGGGAGACAUAUUUUCUAGUUAUCAGGUCUUUACUGAAUGGCUCACGCGAAAAGAAGCCGAUCCUUCUCUGAAAACUGCCAAAGCAUGGUGCAUGCAAAACUACAUUAACAAUAAAGCAAUGAAUAUGGCUUUGUCGACUUCUCAUGAAAUCCAAUUGCAUCUCAAGAGAAGCGCUUCUCACAUUUGGAAGAAAACCAAUCAGGAUCGGCAGGCGACUGAGGAAGAACUUCAAAAACUAAUCGCCCAGGCCUUCGUUCUAAACGUUGCCUAUCAAGUCAAUAAAAAUUACGUGGCUCUCAGAGCGGAUACUAUGACAUAUGUCCAUCCUGGUUCUGUUUUCUUUCGCCAUAAAGAACCACCUCAAGUUAUAAUAUACCAAAGUAUUCUGCGAACUUCAAAGACAUAUGCCUUGCAAAUAACGCCUAUUGAUAUGGAAUGGAUUCGUCAAGAGAACGGAGCCCUUCAUGCCCUUUACGAAGAGAGAGCCACUCAGGUCAAUAUUAAAGAAACUCGGGUCACUCCAGUGUCUCGGGGAAUUCUCCGUUUUAUUCUCGGCCCGGCUAAUCGCAAUGUGGAUGAACUUAACCAAGAGCUCGACUGUCUAGUUCACAGUGAUUACGAUAAUGACGCCCUUGUUGCUUGGUGUAAACCACACGCAUGCAACUUCGUUAACAGUGAAUUAUCGCGUAAAGUGGAAUCCCGGAAGACAGAACUAGAAAUGGAGAUAAGAGAAGAUCCAGUUGUUGGAGAAACGCGAAUUGUCUGGGGCUGUGGUGGAGAAGCCAAACUAUUGCUGUUUUAUGGCAACUACGUCGGCAUCAACGUACGCAACGUGCUCAAUUCGUGGAACUUGUCAGAUGUGGACUUAAUUGUCCGUCAAAAAUUAAGCCAGUCUACAAAGGAUUCAUUCCGGAAUGUUUUCUUCUUGCCAAAAAAUUCCGAUCAACAGAAUAAGACUGCCCGGAUUGUAUUUGACGAUCCCUAUAAAGCUGCGACAGCCCUUCAGGAACUAUCGGCCGGUGGCGGUGUCCGGGGUAGACUGGAAUGUUCUCCUGCUCUUAGUAACCGCCCGUCAGUCUAUAAAGAGUCGGAAGCUUGGUUGACCAUCACUUUCGCCAUCGCACCGUCACUGAACAGUUCCAUCAUCAUGUACAAUUCAAUGGAAGAUGCGAAUCUUACGAUACGUCUAGGAUGUCUAGGUUUCCGCCCUUCAAAAUCUAAAGCUCCCAAUAACAGCUCGUCAAUUUACAAUCCGACAGAAGAAGGUGGAUAUUUCAUCAAACAAGCCAAUCCUUUCAAUGUUAGGAUGACAUACGUUCUCUACGCCAAUCGACUUCCUGCUAUGUUUGAUGAAGUAGACGUGGAAAACGAGCUCAACAGGUACGGAUGUCCAAAGCCAACUUACAUCAAAAUUAUUCGAGGAGGUGAAUUGAAAUUUGAACAUCCUCAUUACUUACCUUCAACCAAGACGGAAGAAACGGAUUUAAUACUUGACUACGCCAAGAAUAAUGAACUUUUACCGCUUUCGGAUAAAGUUAUGAAGACUUUUGUUCGCAAAGAUCCCAAACGGAAAUUGAUUACCAUCCGUGCCAGAUAUGAAUCGAUGGACCAAAUUGAAAUGAUUUACAUAUCUAGAUUGUGUGCUAGCACCCUCAUUAAUCAACCGGUCAGACUGAAAGCUCAAAUCAAAACAAGCCUCAGACUGGAAAAGAAUUUGUGGGAAUUCCGACAAAAAGAAAUCGAAGAAUAUGUGAAAAAUCUGAAAACAAAAGAUGUCUUCUGCAAGUUCGAAACUAGGCCAACCACUCAUGUGUGGCUUCAUCUAGAAGUCCCGCGGGCGGAAAACAUUGAUGAUAUUCGCAAGAAAUUGGACGAUUUCCUACAAUUUCGAUUCUACAGAAACAGUGAGUUUCAGCUGUUUUUCACUCACUACGGUCAGAAACAGCUUUCAGCUUUUGACGCCAAACCGGGAUAUCUUCACUUCAAUGCUGCCACUAAAACGAUUAGAAUUUACGGCAGCGAGACGGAACGGCAAGAAAUCAGCCAAAAAUUGGACAAUCUAGUUAAAACUCUCAAGUUACUUCGCAUCGAUGUUCCCCUGAUUGUUCGUAAAACUAGUUUGAACGUCGUGGGAAAAAAUUUGGCUAAGUAUCGUAACCCCGGAUUACGUGAUGAGCUCCGAUUGUUGUACAACCGCCUGUACGCAACCGGUACGGGAAGAUGGAAUUGAAAAACUGAAAUACGAUUUGAAAGAUCACAUUAUUCAACCGAGAGGCGACAUUGACAUUGGGGAUUGCGGGCUAUGUUUUUCUCCGCUAGAAAAUCCUACAUUUCUCCAGAUGUGCGCCCAUAAAUACUGCUCAGAAUGCAUUAAGCACAUGCUUAACCAAGAAACAGUCCCAUAUCCAAUUAUAUGUCCAGCUGAAGGAUGCGGGGCCAAGGUUUGCUUAAAAGACAUUCAAGCGAUCGCUCCA
Molecule: messenger RNA, 4842 nt
Organism: Daphnia pulex (common water flea)
Lineage: Eukaryota; Metazoa; Arthropoda; Branchiopoda; Diplostraca; Daphniidae
Product: ATP-dependent RNA helicase DEAH12, chloroplastic-like
Exons: 15
Coding region: 264-4598 (1444 amino acids)
Biological process (GO): nuclear-transcribed mRNA catabolic process, nonsense-mediated decay
Cellular component (GO): intracellular anatomical structure
Molecular function (GO): ATP binding; RNA binding
Source: RefSeq, a predicted model, not a curated record